AUGGAAUUCGGAUUAUCACUGAAAGACAGUGAAGAAGGAAUUAGAAUUGAUCCAUCAUUUGCUGUUUAUUUUGAACAAAAACGAUGGGAUGAUUGUAUAAAAGAAUGUGAAAAAGCUAUAGAUAUUGGACGCGAAAAUAAAGCUGAUUAUAAAUUUAUUGCCAAAGCUUAUGCUCGUAUGGGAAAUGUAAAAGUACAAGAAAAAAACUAUCAAGGAGCUAUUAAAUAUUUCAAUCGAUCACUUUUGGAAGAUCGAAAUCCGGAUAUAAUAAAAAGAAAACAAGAAAUUGAAAAGAUCCUUAGAGAACAAGAAGAACUAGCUUAUAUUAAUCCAGAAUUAGCUGAACAAGAAAAGAUUAAAGGACAUGAAUUUUUUCAACAAGCUGAUUAUCCAAGUGCACUUAAACAUUAUACAAAUCCAUCAGAUGCAAGACUUUAUUCGAAUCGAGCAGCUUGUUUUAUAAAACUAAUGGAAUUCGGAUUAGCAUUGAAAGACAGUGAAGAAGGAAUUAGAAUUGAUCCAACAUUUGUUGAAUGCUAUGUUCAUAAGGGUCAUGCUUUAAUGGCUAUAAAAGAUUUUUCUCAGGCUAUGACUGCCUUUAGUAAAGCUCUUGAAAUUCAUCCAAAUAAUCAAGAAGCAAUGGAAGGUUAUCAACAAUGUACAAUUGGAUCAAGUGAUGAUUCUGAAGAAGUUCGUAAACGUGCACUCGCUGAUCCUGAAAUUCAACAAAUUCUUGGUGAUCCCAGUAUGUGUUUAAUACUUGACCAAAUGCAAAAUGAACCUCUAGCAAUACGUGAACAUUUACGAAAUCCUGUUAUCGCACAAAAAAUUCAAAAAUUAAUGAAUGCUGGUAUUAUUGCUAUUCAUCAUGUUUAA
Rotaria sp. Silwood2 is the source of this 876-nucleotide messenger RNA. Lineage: Eukaryota; Metazoa; Rotifera; Eurotatoria; Philodinida; Philodinidae. The record is from the annotation of a GenBank genome assembly.